Molecule: messenger RNA, 1095 nt
Organism: Anopheles nili
Lineage: Eukaryota; Metazoa; Arthropoda; Insecta; Diptera; Culicidae
Product: tetra-peptide repeat homeobox protein 1-like
Exons: 3
Coding region: 1-1095 (364 amino acids)
Source: RefSeq, a predicted model, not a curated record
AUGACACCGGUGGGCUCCCAAUUAGAGAUUCAGGAGCAAUCGGCACCGGUUGAUCUGGACGUGAUUUGUGUGCUCCUAGUUUUGGAGGCGUUGGUGGCGACAAGCGUGCAUGCUGCGGCCCAAAAGGAAGCUACUGGUGACCCACAGAAGCGAGCCAUUGGUCAUGGAUAUGGGCUUGGGCUGGGUCUUGGACCGGUUUCGCUGCCAGCUUCCAUCGGAGCACCUAUUGCAGCUCCUGUUGGACCGAUUCUAGGUUCUUCCUUGGCAUCAGCACCUGUUCUUGGAGGAUCUGUUCUUGGAGGACAUGUUUUUGGUGGGCUUCCAGCAGGUCUUCCGGUGGGACUUCCAGCAGGACUUCCAGCAGGUCUUCCGGUGGGACUUCCAGCAGGUCUUCCGGUGGGACUUCCAGCAGGCCUUCCGGUAGGACUUCCAGUUGGGCUUCCAGCAGGACUACCGGCAGGACUUCCGGUGGGACUUCCGGCGCCUGGGGUACCAUUCCUAGGUGGAGGAUUUGCUCCGGCAGCCCUUCCCGGACCGGUGUUAGCUGCCGCCCCACCUACCCUGGCCUUACCCCCGACAGUGACGCGGAAUGUCCUGACGACGGUGCAGCAGCCUGUCCCCGUACCCUAUCCGCAACCCGUGCCCGUUGAUCGGCCUGUCCCCGUGCCCGUCCACGUUACCGUUCCCGUGGAUCGUCCCGUUCCCGUACCGCAUCCGGUUGCCGUCCCUGUUCACGUACCCCGCCCCGUUCCUGUCCCAGUGCCCCAACCCUACCCGGUGACUGUCACAAGAACCGUCCCCGUGCCCGUUCCCCAGCCAUACCCGGUGCCGCAUGCCGUCCCCGUACCGCAACCCGUGCCCGUGCCGCAACCUAUCCCCGUACCACAGCCCGUUGCCGUUCCACAUCCGGUGGCCGUGCCACAUCCGGUGGUCGUUCCGGCACCUGUACCCGUCGCUCCACUACCAACCUUCGCCUACGGUGGCUUUCUGCCUUCGUACGGGAAGGUGUACGGUGGAGGCAUCACCCUGCAGAAGGUCUACACUGGGCACCAUCACGGACUCGGGCUGUUGGGACUGAAGAAGUAUCUGGGCUGA